CUCUUCUGGGGGAAACUUUUUCCACAAGGGCUGAAAAGAUAAAUGUUGCUGCUGGCAAGUCUGUCUUUCUUCAGUGUCGAAGUAAAACUGACCAGAGCACUCCAAACAGAAUAGUCUGGAAACAUAAUGGAAGACUUCUGGUACGGAAAAUGAAACACCAAGUAUUUAAAGGUGAAAGGUCUGUAACAUACAUAUUGAAGGAUGAGGAGACUUUUUCUCUAGAACUGCCAAAAGCAGAAUCAGGACAAUAUGUCUGUGAUGUGGAUGGAAAGCAGGUGGCUACUUAUGAUAUCGAAGUGUGGACAGUUACCGGAUCUAAAAGUGGAUACCUCCUGCAAGGUGAUACUUUAAAGCUGAGUGUGUCUCCUGUCAAAGAUGCCACGAUUGAAUGGUUUGAACCCUACAAUACCAAAGUAACAGGGAACGAGCCACGAUGGAAACGGCACAUGGGUAGCUUACAGAUAUUAAACCUUACAGUUCAGGAUAAUGGGAUAUGGAAAUGUCACAUCUCUCAUCCCGAUUAUAAUAUCAACCUCUCCUACAAUGUCAAAGUACUAGGUUUUUCCAAUCCAUUGGAUGAGUUCCAUUUUGCCACUAUCAACAGCAGCAUCCUCCUUUCCUGUCCUUUGAAUAUUGACCUGCAAGAAAAAAGAGAUCAGGAGAUUCCAAAAGUCCAGUCUUGGAAAUGGCUUAAGAAUAAUAUUCUCAUGACGGGGCCUUACAUAAACAACAAUAGCUCUUUCUCUUUAUCCAAUGUCCAUUCUGGAGAUGCUGGACAGUACCAAUGCCGUCUUGGAUUUAAACAUGGAACUUUGAGUAAAACCAUCAACCUAAUAUUUGUGAACGUCUCUGCUAUCCCUCCUGUGCUCAAAUCCAAAGAAGACAGUGUGACCUUGUGUGGUCAUAUCACUCCACUCCAUAUCAUCUCUCCACUGACUGAAUUGUGCUGGGUUUAUGUAAAUAAUUCUACGAGUGAACCCAAAUGUGGCUCUCCCGUUUCAGAGCAUAGAUUCUGUCACAUAGCUACAACUGAAGGACUCUGGAGGUGUGAUUUCAAAGUGAACAACGAUGUGAAAAUCAGUAUUGACUAUAUUCUGGGUAAGUUCCAAGAAAAGCUCUCAAAUGAGACUACUUUAGAGAAUACUUUCUCACUGAUCAAAAUAGCCUCAGGAAUUGGCGCAAUGCUUCUGCUGUUAAUUCUUGUUGGUGUCUGUGUACCUACUUGUAAACGUAUUAAGCAGAAACAGCAACAAGCCAAGAGGAUGGCACAAAUUAAGCAACAUUUGCUUGCCAAGAGGACAUGCCAAUGUCAGAGGGACCUACCUAAUGAUUACUACCACACCUGAAGGAGAAAAAAGCAGAUGUUGAAAAAUCACUGGCCUGACCAUUUACAAUCAUUGACAAUGCAGAGUUACAUGUCAUUCAAAUACUGCUGGGUUGCCUUAACUUUCUAUCUGAUAUCCAUAGUGCUGUAAUCAUUUGGGCAAGUCUGUAU
Molecule: messenger RNA, 1495 nt
Organism: Thamnophis sirtalis
Lineage: Eukaryota; Metazoa; Chordata; Lepidosauria; Squamata; Natricidae
Source: RefSeq, a predicted model, not a curated record